Messenger RNA from Marasmius oreades (fairy-ring Marasmius), 564 nucleotides. RefSeq lists its product as uncharacterized. NCBI's taxonomy places the organism in Eukaryota, Fungi, Basidiomycota, Agaricomycetes, Agaricales, Marasmiaceae. The record is from RefSeq and is a predicted model, not a curated record. The transcript is spliced from 4 exons. The coding region runs from base 1 to 564 and encodes 187 amino acids.
AUGUUUAUCACCGGUAUACGGGGUACAAGGAUGGAGUCGAACGUUACCUUGGUCGACAAGGGAGCGUAUAUUCUAGCCAUAGGUAUGAUAAUAAGUGCGGCCUCGAAUUUGGCGUUGACCCUGUUGGCCGCUGGACGGAUAUGGUGGAUUGCUCGAGGUGUUAGAUCGUCCAAGACUCAUGUUCUGACAGCUGUGAACAAGAUAAUCCUCGAAUCUGGGAUGCUUUACCCACUCACGAUGAUCGUACAUCUGAGCAUCACGAAUGCAUUUCCCGAUUAUCAAAUCCCUUUGGACACUUUGAAUCUGGUCGUCUUAGCUGCUGGAAUUGCACCUACUUUGAUUAUCGUUCGUCUACGUCUCGGCGUCAGUUUCUCGGGGGAUGGGAGCGUGACUCAGCCACCUCACUCUAGCCUAUUCUUGCACUCGAUCCUCCAACCAACUCAAAGGUCAUCGUACUUUUCCCGACUGUCAACGGUGCCAACGGUUGGUCGUCACACCUCCGUGAUAGAAGGUGAUCACGUCAAACCUCUCCCCAGAGCUUUUCAGGCAGUAAAUGUGGUAUGA